Phaeodactylum tricornutum CCAP 1055/1 is the source of this 273-nucleotide messenger RNA. RefSeq lists its product with no specific name. The transcript has a single exon. Lineage: Eukaryota; Bacillariophyta; Bacillariophyceae; Surirellales; Neidiaceae. The record is from RefSeq and is a predicted model, not a curated record. Gene Ontology annotation, molecular function: DNA binding; structural constituent of chromatin. The annotation marks the transcript as partial.
AAGGCCGAUUUCGUCACGGCUCUAGCGGAACAAACCGGACAAACCAAAAAGGAAUCGGAAGGUACUCUACAGGCCGUGCUGGAUAUUCUACAGGCCCAGGUCAGUGAAGGCAAAAAGGUUACCCUGCCCGGAUUCGGGUCCUUCGUGCUCAAGUCACGGGCUGCUCGGAAGGGACGCAACCCACAAACCGGCGAAGAAAUGCAAAUUGCCGCCAGCAAAUCGCCCGGCUUUACUCCCAGCAAGGCCUGGAAAGAUAUGGUCAACGGGAAAUAA